This is a messenger RNA of Spirometra erinaceieuropaei, 390 nucleotides long. The record is from the annotation of a GenBank genome assembly. NCBI's taxonomy places the organism in Eukaryota, Metazoa, Platyhelminthes, Cestoda, Diphyllobothriidea, Diphyllobothriidae.
AUGGCCGACACUCGCCUCCGUAAGGUGCUCAAAGACGGCGCUCCUCUCCGAAUUAUCGCGUCGCUCAAGGGUACUCCAACUUACGGACUGGCUAAGUGGAUGUUCCGGCGUCUCAAGUUCCUGACCGCUGAGUCAGACACCACGGUCUCUUCGUCAGCACAAUUCUUGGAGAAACUCAAAGGGGUAAGCAUCCAUCCAAAUAGGGUCAUGGUCUCUUUUGAUGUUACAUCCCUUUUUACUUCUAUUCCCCAGGACCUGGCGAUCAAGACAAUCGAGCUGCUUCUACAAAGCGAAUACGAUGAAACGGAGAAUCGUCUUGGACGCGCCCAAAUCCUUCAGCUCCUGAAGUUCUGUCUCAGCACGUACUUCACGUUCGACGGGACAAUCUAG